Sparassis crispa is the source of this 2673-nucleotide messenger RNA. RefSeq names its product Transposon Ty3-G Gag-Pol polyprotein. The transcript has 3 exons. The record is from RefSeq and is a predicted model, not a curated record. The coding region runs from base 1 to 2673 and encodes 890 amino acids. Lineage: Eukaryota; Fungi; Basidiomycota; Agaricomycetes; Polyporales; Sparassidaceae.
AUGGUGAACAAACUCGCUAUCAUUGAUUUCCUGAAGGAAAGUCAACUGCCAAAACUUCUUCUAGGUGAUCUGACUCCCUCCAUCAUCGACACCUGGCAGACCACCUGCGAACACCAUUUUCAGAAGGCCAACCUUGCAGAGGAACUCCAGGCCCGUCUUAAUGCCUUCACCUUCAAAGACUUCCUUCUCAAAGUCCACGUGACUUACCUUCCCCGUGACUGGGAUAGCAAUAUCUGUGAUGAGGCUAAAGCGGUGAUCAUUUCUCGCACUCUUCUUGCUCUCGACAAAGUCGAAUUGCAUAUCCAGCUCCACACUGGAGUAAACUCUCACCUCAAAUGCAAGUUGAACUCCUCUCACCAUGCUAAGGAACUCAAGGAUAUCUUACUGUUCUCGCAGUGGCUCCUUGCUGUCAAACAGAUUGACGAAGACCUCCAUGAAGAAGACGAUCACGUCGCAUCUGCUGUCACUAAAGAAUGUGUGAAGUACAAUGCCUGUUCCACCAAUGCCAAGUGUCAAGCGGACACUAAUGCUGAUGGUCAGUCUAAACAUCUGAAGGCCCUCACUAACGACGAGCACCGUGUACUCCUGAAAUACAAUGGCUGUUUCAAAUGUUGUCUCCCCAAGCAGGACCAUCAGAGCUCUGACUGCACUAAUAGUUACCCCGAUCCUGAAAUGUAUAUCCCAAUCUCUGAGGACAAUAUCCAGGAUCAGAUCAAGGCUGUCCUUGCCGAGAAGGCCACCAAGGCAAAACUCUCUGCAACCAUUCUUGUUGGCGAUGAACAUGCUGAUGAGCCUGCCUACAUCACCGCAGUCUUCCCCCAGUCCACAUCACUUGGCAAUGGGACUGACUCCGAUUUGGAUGAGUACAUUCCUGUAUUCUCUUCACCCAAUCUCUAUUGGUCUUGUCUUAUCGACAGACCACAUCUCAAGUUCUCUCUGCCCAUUAAAACACUCAUUGACGACAGGUCUCAUGCAGUUCUCAUUGACGAAUCCCUUGUAUGCCAACUUGGUCUUCAUCAGCAACCAUUACACAAGCCCAUCUCAUCUAACAUCGCCUUCCAAAAGGAUGGAGAUUCAUCAGCAGAGCUUUCUCUUUCUUCACACUGGGUCAAACUUAAACUCCAUUCCAUCGAUCAGUCCUUCCACUCCCUUGUUGUCCCCGCUCUUGUCAUGCCAAACUUGUCUGUACCUGUAAUACUAGGUCUACCAUUUCUUCAAUGCAACAAGAUUGUUGUUGACUCUUCCAAACGAACUGCAGUACACAAAUCGUCCAGCUACAAUCUUCUUGCUUCCAGCGGAUCCCCCACAUGUCCAUCUAUUCCAAUUCACAAAUUGUCCACACCUCAACAGAGAUCGCAUGUGGUGGCAGCCACGAUGACAAUGAUCGAUGAAUUGCGACAACGCUUACUUUCACAUAAGGCUGAUGUGGACCAUUGCUGUGAGACACCCUUACAGCCGCAUUCGCUCCCCUUCAUCCGCACUGCAAUUGAGAAGCUCGCUAAUGAACAAUGCUUGCUUGACCUCGACGCAUCAUUCAAACACCAGUUUUCAGACCGUUUUCCUGAGGACACCCCACCACUCACUGACCUUCCUACCGACGUGUAUCAUCGUUUCCUCUUCAAGGAUCCACAUAAGGUCAUUUUCUCCCAUUUCUAUGGCUGUUCCAAGAAGUAUCAUGAGGCCUGGCAAACCUUACUCACACAACACUUAGAUGCAGGAUGGAUGUGCCCCUCCUCUAGAGAGUACGCCGCACCUGCCUUCAUUAUUCCAAAAUCAGAUCCCACUGCUCUUCCCCAGUGGGUGAAUGAUUAUCGGAAAUUGAAUGAAAACACUAUCUCUGAUCAUUUUCCCCUCCCCCUCAUCAACGAUAUACUAUUCGACUGCGCGAAAGAGAACAUCUGGGGUAAGAUCGACAUGACAAAUGCCUUCUACCAGACAUGCAUACAUCCCAAUGAUGUAAAGUACACUGCUGUUCACAUAUCAUUCGGGUUGUAUGAGUGGCUCAUUAUGUCGCAAGGCUGUCGAAAUGCCCCAUCUACACAUCAAUGCAGGAUGACAGCAGCACUACGUCAACACAUUGGCAAAAUUUGUCAUGUCUACCUCAACAAUAUCAUCAUUUGGUCGCAGAACACCGAGGAACAUGAGCAUAAUGUCACCACCAUUCUCAAUGCCCUCCGAGAUGCUCACCUCUUCUGUUCCAUCAAAAAGACAUCUCUUUUUUGCACAGAAAUUGACUUCCUCGAACAUCACAUCUCGGCCCGAGGAAUUGAAGCUAAUGUGUCUAAGGUCAAACAAAUAUUGAACUGGCCAGUUCCUUGUUCUGCCAAGGAUGUUCAUUUCUUCCUCGGCCUUGUUCAUUAUAUCUCUGUGUUUUUGCCCCAACUCACUGCCCACACCUCCAUACUCACACCACUCACUAUGAAGUCUGCUGAGAAACUCUUCCCUGCCUGGGAACAGAGGCACCAACUCGCAUUUGAAGCUAUGAAGGAACUUGUUCUUAGCCAUGAAUGUCUCACCACCAUAGAUCACAACAAUCUCAGUCAGAACAAGAUCUUCCUGACUACUGAUGCCAGUGAAUGGGGGACUGGUGCUGUGCUCUCUGUUGGACCCUCUUGGAUGCUCUCUCACCCUGUUGCCUUUGAUUCCAUGCAAAUCUCUGGUGCGGCAUCAUGA